AUGGGCAGACUCCGGGCCAUCGAGCUCCUGGAGCCUCCCACACUGGAGCCCUCACCCAAGAGUGAGGCUGACAUUGGCCACCAUGGGCCACUCUUCUGGCAUGGUGGUGGCACUUGGUGUUAUGUCACCCACCCCAAUCUUCAGAUGUGGGUGGCAGUGACCAUCAACAGCUUCUUUACCAUCUUCUCGCCUGCAGGGUACCUCAAGUGUGACACAGACGAUGGCUGCGAGGCCAAGGAGGAGGCGGGUGGCGAGGAGCUCUUCGACACGGUGAACUCCUCCAUAGUCUCGGGAGACAGCAUCCGCUUCUUCGUCAAUGUCAAUUUGGAGGUGCCCCCCAACAUUGCUGUUGAGAAUGAAAGUGCUGGCUGCGUGUUGCUGCACACAUCAAGGAAGUACCUGAAGUUAAAGAAUUUUGAGGAGGAAGUCAGAGCCCACCGAGACCUGGAUGGGUUCUUGGCCAGAGCCAGCAUCAUCCUUGAUGAAACUGCAACCUCCUUAGAUGACGUCCUUCGAGAGAUGCUGAAACAUUUUGCUGAAGACCCUGAUAACACGGAGCCGAGCUGCAACUUUGAGAAAAUCAUGAGCACUUUAUUCACAGAUUCAGGGACCCCUCGAGAAGGGAAUGGCACCCAUGAUGUUUCAGAGCCAACAGGAAUGAAUAAACACACAUGUACAUCGCACCUCAAAUUUCAUCUCCUAUCAGAUACAAUUCAAGGGGUCACGGCAACAGUCACAGGGGUGCAGUAUCAGCAGUCCUGGCUCUGUAUCAUUUGCACUAUAAAGUCCCUUCAGCGACGUCACGUUUGCAUCAGCCGCCUGGAGAGGCCUCAGAAUUGGGGUGAAAGUUCCUGCGAAGUUAGAUUUGUGAUACUAGUCCUGGCUCCUCUUAAAAUGAAAAGUACCAAAACUGCCACAGAGGUGGGCCGGACCUUUGCCACGAUGUUUUCGGACAUAACCUUUCGGCAGAAACUUCUGGAGACCAAAACUGAAGAGGAGUUCAAGGAAGCCUUAGUGCACCAACGUCACUUGCUCACAGUGGUGAAUCAGAGACCCUCAGCAGUGAGCGAUGGGCAUAAGCCACACAGCCCUAAGCCGCUCAAGUUGCAUGAGUUUCUCAAUGUUGGCAAGGGGAUUUCUGAUGACAUUGCACGAAGAUUUCCAGUGUACGCUUUGGACUUCACUGACGGUAUGUUGGCCAGUGUUUAUGGAAGCAUUGGCCUGAUUUUGAAUUUUUGUGAUACAAUGUCCUGUUUACAGUGUGCAUUGAAUAUGCUCUUUGAUGUGUAA
Tinamus guttatus (white-throated tinamou) is the source of this 1290-nucleotide messenger RNA. Lineage: Eukaryota; Metazoa; Chordata; Aves; Tinamiformes; Tinamidae. The record is from RefSeq and is a predicted model, not a curated record.